UCAAGUUUCCUAAAGUUCUUCAAGACCUGUUUUACAGGCUUUGCAGGAAGUUUCAAAUGUAGCUGGAUUUUUUAUGAGUGUUUUUAUUUUCUGUGAUUCUUAAUGUUUAUGGACAGAGCUCGGAAGCACAGAAGGUCAUGAAGCUGGAGGUACCAGAAGGAUUUGAAGAUGUUGCUGUUGGAUUUUCAGGAGAGGAAUGGGGCCUACUGAGUGACCAGGAGAAAGAGCUACACAGGGAGGUGAUGGUACAGAACUAUGAGAACAUGAUUUCUGUAGGGUAUAAUAUCCCAUUGGAGCACCUUUGGUUGUAUAUUAAGAAAGAAGCCACAUUUCCACCUGUCGACACUGGAGGAGGAAUAACAGUGCAACAAAAUGAGCUUCCUGACAAUAGUAUUGGCAGCAACAUGAAUGCAGAUUUCAGUGAUAUUCAGAGUCGGGGGUCACUAGACCGAGAAUGGCAACAUUCCAAAAGUCACAAAGCUUUUUUGGAUAAGCCGUCUGGCACAAGAUGUGACCUGGUACAGAUCGGAAACCAACACCAAAGAUUUGUGGAAUCCAGUGAUAGUGUUAUGAGGAAAACUGAUCUGGUUAUGCAUCUGGAAACUCAUGGAAAGGAAAAGCCAGAUAUACUGCUUAACUGCAAAAAAAUAGUCACUAUUCAUGAUGACCGCUUAAACCAAACCGAGAAAAGUCAAAGUGAUACAUUGAAAAUAUAUGAACAGUUUGUCAGAGAGAAACUAUUUAAAUGUGCCGCCAGUGUCAAUGAGAAAACAUGUAAACCUUACACACAGGCAACAUGUGACAAGAGUUUCACACUGAACAGAAACUUGGUAACACAUCAGUAUACCAACACUAAACAAAAACCGUAUACGUGUCCCACAUGUGGAAAAGGUUUUACACGGAAGGGUAGCAUGAAGCAGCACCAGUAUGUCCACAAUGGGCAGAAGCCCUAUAAAUGUGCGACUUGUGGCAAGGACUUUACAAAGAAGGGUAGCUUAACGCAGCAUCAAUAUCUCCACAGUGGGGAGAAGCCCUAUAAAUGCACCAUGUGUGAUAAGAGUUUUUCAGAGAAGCGUCAACUGGUAACGCAUCAGUAUAUUCACACUGGCGAGACACCAUAUAAAUGCACUGUAUGUGAUAAGAGUUUUAGACAAAAAAGCAUUCUGAUAACUCAUCAGCGUAUCCACAGCGGGCAGAAACCAUAUAAAUGCACAAUGUGUGAUAAGAGUUUUACAGAGAAGCGUCAAAUGGUAGCACACCAUUGGAACCACUCUGGGAAGAAACCCUUUAAAUGCACAAUGUGUGAUAAAUCCUUUGCGCAGAAAGCUCACAUGGCAAAUCAUGAACUGGUCCACACUGGGCAAAAACCAUUUAAAUGCACCAUGUGCGAUAAGAGUUUUGGGCGUAAAAGCACUUUAGUAGUUCAUCAGACCAUCCAUUCUGGGCAAAAACCCUAUAAAUGUACCAUAUGUGAUGAGAGUUUUAGGCACAAAAGCAGUGUGAUAAAACAUCAGAAUAUCCACAUAAGAAAGAAAGAAAUAUCAAGACCAUGCCAGAAGCUUUGUAAAUGUGCCACUUGUAGCAAGGUCUUUAUAAGAAAAAGAAGUUUAGCAGCACAUCAGACUAUGCACAUGGGGCAGAAACCCUUUCAGUGUGCCACAUGUGGCAAGGGCUUUAUAAAGAAGGCAGACUUGGUAAGUCAUCAGUAUAUUCACAGCGAGCACAAGCCAUAUGAGUGCCCUGUAUGUGAUAAAGGUUUUGCACAGAAGGGUAACAUGAUACGGCAUGUCAAAACGUGCAAGCUGAAAUUAGAAUAAUGUGAAAUAAGAACACCCAGAGAGUUCUAGUGGUCAUAGGAGUAACUAUACUAGUAAGGAAUCUUCAAACAUAUUUAAUUAUGAUGUCACUAAUACAGGUGACCUCAUAUGCACUACAGAACAGAAAGAGGUAGUUCUGGAUGCAUUGUGGAUGCUGAGAUGUACACUCUUGACAAACAUCAAAGAAGGUCACUGUAGACUCUACCCACCAUAGGGUGGGAGGUUGGCAUAAUAGUUAAGGUGUUUACCUUACAAACACAAGGUAGAGUGUUUGAUUCUCACAUGGUGUAAUUGGCUAGGCUUGAA
Protopterus annectens (West African lungfish) is the source of this 2123-nucleotide messenger RNA. Its product is annotated as zinc finger protein OZF-like. Gene Ontology annotation, molecular function: RNA polymerase II cis-regulatory region sequence-specific DNA binding; DNA-binding transcription factor activity, RNA polymerase II-specific. The record is from RefSeq and is a predicted model, not a curated record. NCBI's taxonomy places the organism in Eukaryota, Metazoa, Chordata, Ceratodontiformes, Protopteridae. Gene Ontology annotation, biological process: regulation of DNA-templated transcription. The transcript is spliced from 4 exons. The coding region runs from base 138 to 1817 and encodes 559 amino acids.